UUUUGAUAUUUGCAUACUAUUCUCUAUACACAUAACCAACUUUAUUUUUUAAAUCAUUUGGCCAUAAACACACACACUGCAUACCAGCAUGUCGCACCUAAUUACACGAUCUUUCAGCACCGAGUCAUGGCAGCCCAAGCGCACUGGGUCAUCAGUUGGAGCGUAUCUCAAUAUAAUCUGCCAGUCGGGAUGGAUUGGCCUGCUCCUAAUAGGCAUUGGAAGCUUUGUUGGAACAUUGUCCAGCGUGCUGCUGCGCAACUUCAAUCAGAUCGGGUACGCUGCAUUCGGCACGCCCGGGCGCACAGUCAUCUACAUAUUUCUCCUCAUAUACGUUGUCGGGGUGGUCGGCGACUACAUUAUAUUGUCCGGGCAAAACUUCCACCAGCUGACGCGCGACAGCGGCCACGACAUCGGCGAGGCUGCGUGGAAGGUAAUUUGCGCCACAAUCAUCCUCAAGCAGAUGUCUGAGGCCUUUUUGCUGUCCAUCAUCACGAUCCUCAUAGCGGUGACCCUGUCGUUUAUAUCCAAUGGCGCUGUGCCAGUGGAGCACCGCCCGGCAGUGCACCGGGUGGCCGAUGGCCCUGGUGUUGCAAUUGCAAUGGCAACAAUAACAUUUGCAUUCUGCGGCGUAUCAGUGAUGCCCUCGAUUGAGUCGAGCAUGCGGCGGCCAAAGCAGUGGAAUGCUGUUCUGGUCACCGGCACAUAUCUGCUUGUCGGCAUAGUUGGGUACUGGGCCUUUGGCGACCAGAACGCUGCAACAAAGGCCGCCAAGGUGUUGAUCUCGCUGCACGUAAUUCUCGCAGCGCCGAUCAUCGCCGCAUCAUUCGCCUUUGAAUUGGAAAACGCGCUGGGAAUCACGUGUGAGCAGCUGGGCCGCGUCAAGGAGCUCGUUUAUCGCGUGCUCUUCCGCACCAUGUUCUUUGCAGCGAUGACUGGCGUUGCGCUAGGAAUUCCCGUAAUGGCACUUGUUGGCGCGUUCAGCACGUCGCUGAUGGUGUGCGUGAUCCCUAUCCUGAAAGGCUGGGAUAUCGCCGCUGUCAUCGCGUUGGGCGUAUACACCUGCGUGUUCGGAGCCAAGGGUGCCAUUGAGGAUCUGCGCGCGGAUAUUGGGCAUGGCAAGUAAUCCUUUUUGGGAAUCAGGCCACGAGAGUUUGGUAGGCAGAUCAUGUUCCAAUAAAUAAGGAAUAGGGUAAAUGACGGAGCAAACAAAAAAAACUCGUGUCUGUAAAUAAUAUUUGUUAUUGAAAUCUGAACAUUGGCGCCCUGCUGCCAUUAUUCGCAUGCAAAAUAGUGUUGGGCCGUGGGAAUUGGUCCUCAAAGGCUCCCAAAUGGGCAAAACGAAUUUGCCAUCAAUGUUUGCCCGCAAAGCGGGCGGUAUAGUACGCUUUUUAAAGUUGCAAAUUGGUCUCAAAAAUGGAGAUAGCUCGAACACACGACAAUAUGAUCUGAAAGUGUAUGUAAAAAA
This is a messenger RNA of Kickxella alabastrina, 1465 nucleotides long. Its product is annotated as transmembrane amino acid transporter protein-domain-containing protein. The record is from RefSeq and is a predicted model, not a curated record. Lineage: Eukaryota; Fungi; Kickxellomycota; Kickxellomycetes; Kickxellales; Kickxellaceae. The coding region runs from base 89 to 1123 and encodes 344 amino acids. The transcript has 12 exons.